ACGCUGCUGCGCUGGGAGCUGGGCAGGAGGAGGAGGAAGAGGAGGAGGGUUGAAGGCUCCCCAGCAUCACCCACCAGCUGGGGAGGGCUCGGGGCUCCAGCUGAGCAUCCUCAGGGUUGUCCCAUAUCCGUGGGGGCUCAGGGUCGGAGCCCAGAGCAGCCAGCACCAUAGCGUCCAACAGCUGGAACGCCAGCGGCAGCCCUGGGGAGGGGCGGGAAGAUGGCCAGGACGGCAUGGACAAGAGUCUGGACAAUGAUGCCGAGGGUGUGUGGAGUCCAGACAUCGAGCAGAGCUUCCAGGAGGCGCUGGCGAUCUACCCACCCUGCGGCAGGAGGAAAAUCAUCCUCUCAGAUGAGGGCAAGAUGUACGGUCGUAACGAGCUGAUCGCCCGCUACAUCAAGCUGCGAACGGGGAAGACACGGACGAGGAAGCAGGUGUCCAGCCACAUACAGGUUCUAGCUCGGAAGAAGGUGCGGGAGUACCAGGUUGGCAUCAAGGUCUCUAGCCACUUGCAGGUUCUUGCCCGACGGAAAUCUCGUGAGAUUCAGUCCAAGCUGAAGGCCAUGAACUUGGACCAGGUCUCGAAGGAUAAGGCUCUGCAGAGCAUGGCUUCCAUGUCCUCGGCGCAGAUUGUGUCAGCCAGCGUCCUGCAGAACAAGCUCAGCCCCCCUCCUCCUCUUCCUCAGGCCGUUUUCUCUGCUGCCCCCAGGUUUUGGAGUGGGCCUAUCCCAGGACAGCCUGGACCCUCUCAGGACAUUAAACCGUUUGCACAACCAGCUUACCCCAUCCAGCCACCCAUGCCUCCAUCACUAGCCAGUUACGAGCCCUUGGCUCCGCUCCCGCCAGCUGCCUCGGCCGUGCCGGUCUGGCAGGACCGCACCAUCGCCUCCACCAAGCUCCGGCUCCUCGAGUACUCCGCCUUCAUGGAGGUGCCCCGGGAUGCUGAAACGUACAGCAAACACCUCUUCGUGCACAUCGGCCAGACGAACCCCUCGUACAGCGACCCCCUGCUGGAGGCCGUGGACAUCCGCCAGAUCUACGACAAGUUUCCCGAGAAGAAAGGCGGCCUCAAGGAGCUCUAUGAGCGUGGGCCCCAGAACUCCUUCUUUCUCGUCAAGUUUUGGGCGGAUCUGAACAGCACGAUCCAGGACGGGCCAGGGACCUUCUAUGGUGUCAGCAGCCAGUACAGCAGUGCAGAGAACAUGACCAUCACAGUCUCCACCAAGGUGUGCUCCUUUGGGAAGCAGGUCGUGGAGAAGGUGGAGACGGAGUACGCGCGGCUGGAGAACGGCCGCUUCGUCUACCGCAUCCACCGCUCUCCCAUGUGCGAGUACAUGAUCAACUUCAUCCACAAACUCAAGCACCUGCCAGAGAAGUACAUGAUGAACAGUGUCCUGGAGAAUUUCACCAUCCUGCAGGUUGUUACCAACAGGGAUACCCAGGAAACCUUGCUCUGCAUUGCCUUCGUUUUCGAGGUGUCCACCAGCGAGCACGGCGCCCAGCACCACGUGUACAAGUUGGUCAAGGACUAGGGGCCCUUGGGGACAGGCAGGGGCACGAGGGGCCUGCAGGGGAGGGAGGGGGCCCUGCAGAAAAGCCACCCGUGCCUGUUUGCCUUGUGAGAAGUCAUUUGAAGACAGGAGGAGGAAGAAAAACAAUAGCCAAAAAAGACUGACUUGUGAUGAUCGCAGAUGUUUUCUACUUAGGAACAGUUUUUUUUUUUUCUUUUUUUUUCUUUUUUUUUCUUUUUUUU
Molecule: messenger RNA, 1753 nt
Organism: Pyrgilauda ruficollis (rufous-necked snowfinch)
Lineage: Eukaryota; Metazoa; Chordata; Aves; Passeriformes; Passeridae
Gene: TEAD3
Product: TEA domain transcription factor 3
Exons: 14
Coding region: 234-1532 (432 amino acids)
Biological process (GO): hippo signaling; embryonic organ development; positive regulation of transcription by RNA polymerase II
Cellular component (GO): transcription regulator complex
Molecular function (GO): RNA polymerase II cis-regulatory region sequence-specific DNA binding; DNA-binding transcription factor activity, RNA polymerase II-specific
Source: RefSeq, a predicted model, not a curated record